AUAAUGCGUCAUCGGUUUAUGUCUGCAGACGUAGAAUUGUUUCGCCUAAUGAACAUCCUGUGGCCUGAAAACUGACAGUGUUAACCAAACACGCAAAAAUAAUUGAGGGACCAUCAAAGGAGCCUGGCCUGACAGUUAUGGCGGCAUAACUUCCCAGGGACGUCCCAGACAGAUGCAGCACACACAAGUCAUGAGCACUUGACUGUGCUUGACUGUGGUGGACACCCUUUGCGGCUAUUUCGGUCUGCUUGCUUCUCAGAAGCAUAGAAAAGUCAGGAAAAGAUGGGGUUGAACCCCGAGUUUUCUCAACUCUGUGACCUGAUGCAACACCUGGACAAACAGCUUGCCAAAACUCUGAGUUCAAAAGAAGUGAACUCUCCUAACAAGAGCUGGUGUAGGAGCGACAACAACAGCAGCAUGCUGGAGUCUGCAGUGAAACAGGAUCGUAAGUACCCGGGCAACUCUUGCCUCCCCGGAGAACGGAAGGACAAAUCUGAACCCUCCUGGGCUUCACUUCUGUCUAGCCCGGGCACAAACGCUUUGAAACGAGGACCUUCUCAAGAGUCUCUCUGCUCGAACACCCCAGUUAGCGGAAAACCCACACUGAGCAGCAUCAACUUUCGGCUGAGACGCCACCGCAGUAAUCCUUCCCUCUCGGACAUCAAGACCGAGUAUCCGAGAGCUGGAAUGGGGGGCGUCUCCCCUCACCCCAGCCGCAGCGAAAGCAGAUAUCAUUCACCUUCUUUUAAGGUAAACCUCGGAGAGGACAAUCAUUGUCAAGGGGACUACUCGCGAUUACAUCGAUCAACAGCUCGAGAUAACUCGUGUAGGAGGUCAGUCGAUCCCCUCUCGGGUAUGUUCUUGUUCGGAUCAGCAGGCUCUGACGUCGAGCGUACGCUCAGAAAAGGUCGACGUCAGCAAUUAUCAAACUCCUGCGUUGCUGCCUCAGUACCUUCUUCUUUCAACGCGUUCCAGCAGCGGGCUCAGAAGAUUGACAAGACGAUCAAUGAACUCCUGGAAGGCCACCACUCCUGGCAAUCUACGUCAUCGAUCAGCGUGUCGUCUGCUAGUGCUGGUGGUACGCCCAAGAGGAGAAACAGCUGGGCGGAAAUGUUAGACCAGUCCCAAAACAACGAGGUUUCUCCCCUUCAAAAAGAGGAAGUCAGAAAGCAUGGGUCUCCGGUUGACCCUGUCCUCCACAGUCGAAUGCCGUCGUUGAGGUACACCUCGUCCACAGCUCUCUCUGGCCUCACGUCAAACACAAACAGAAGCUCCUUCCUCCCGGGAACCAGAUCGUCUCCUAGCCUCGCAAACUUCAGCCCGCACGCCAUGAUGAGUGUGCCUAUUUCACAAACAUCUACAACCAGCAUGGAUAGUCUGAAAAAAGCAAUCUCCAGAAGCAGAUCAAUCUUAGGGGACAACAACCUCGCCCGAUCUCAGUCUUACCUGUUCGGGAAAGUACUGGGACUUCAUAAGGGCAGUUACGUCCCUCCUGCAUCCGUCAGCAAUGCUGAGAUUCGGCCCAACACCUUAAGGCUCGCCGCCGACAAAAACACCGCGUCGGCAGAUAAGAAUCCGGGCCUUGAUGGCUCGCUGUACUCUUCCUUGUCUAAAGAGAAGAAGAGGCUUCAGAACAUCGACAACAUCAUCAACCAGACGCCUAUGCACGGCCACAACUCACGGACGGCGUGGAAACUGCCCGCCUGGCUGAUGGACAGUGAGACGUACCGCUACUCCCGACUCAAUCAGAGGCGAGCCACGUCUACAGGAGACAUGCUUACCUUGGGGAGGUCUUUCACCAGCAUUUCUUCUACGCCGGAUAGCUCCAGCAGCCAGCUCUUGUACAGCUCUCAUCGUUCGAUUGGGCGGGGCCUAGCACCAAACUCCAGCACGCCAAGCCUACGUAACAGAGACUGGUGGCCGUCAGAUAUGAACGCAUCAUCUAGCCGCAACUGGAACAACGCCUGUGGUAGAGGCGGCAGUUGGGAAAGCAACGCCCCCUGGAGGCAUGGCGACUGGGACCACAACAACGCCCCCUAUUCAUCAUCCUCUUCUCAUAACGCCUCUCCCAGUCAGCGAGAUAAGUCACAACCUCCGUUUUGGCGAGAUUGCGGAAGUGAUGUUGGGGGUGGUGGACGAGCAGGAGGAGGAGGAAGAGGCAGAGGGGGCUAUUUUGACAGGAACAAUAAAUUCCCAACCCGACAAAACUCGCCCACCACAGCGACAGGAAGCUGCAGCCAGUCCUCGUAUUCACUGACGGGUGACAAAUUUGGGAAUUGCGAACAUUAUCACAGCAACGACAAGUCUCCUCCAUUGAGCCGCAGUUUCACAUGUGCAAAUACUGCUGCUGGUGGUUGUGGUGGUAGUGGUUGUGGAGGUGGUCUUCAGCAUCAGCUGCGGCGGCAGCAAAGCGAGACUGUCGCGUCGAAAAGAAACCGUGGGGGUGGAGGUGGUGGAUCGGAGAACAGUAAGAAGGAGAGCGGAGGAGGAAGACGAACAAGGCCUGCCGUCCUCGCCCAUCGUUUGUCCAGCACCGCCCCAGGUCACGGCCGAGGAGUUCACCACAACAAAGUGACCGGAGUCAACGCCGGCUACCAUCGUGUCCCACUGGUCAGAGCGGCAUGGUGUCCGGCUGGAUCCACCACCGCCACAAGACACAAAGACGCUAAAUGGGUGUGGAAAAUCGCGGGAAGUAAGAACGAACGGCAAAGGAAGAAAAUUCCCGUCAAAUACACUCCGUACGAGCCAAAGAUUACACCGGAGAGGCAGCAGCAGAAUCACGAGAAGACCGAGCGGGAAAACGGCCAGGAGAUGAUCAAUGGGUCCAACAACAAGGACUGUGAAGUAGACCACGCUCAUCACAACCGGCACCAGCCGUCCCCGGACAGCAUCCGCUCACCGCGCCCCUCCGACACCGCGUCAUCGCUGCCUUCCCCGCUUGAAGGGAGACACACUUCUGGAGCCCCUGUCUGCGCACCGUCGGUAAGAUGGCGGAAUAAUGGACGAAGCUCCCUGCUGGGAGGGGUCUUCAGCACACCCCUCCUCCAGAGGUGCGCGUCUUUGCGUCCUGGUGGUCCAGACAAGUUUGGCGCUCGAACGUCGACGUCAUCGCGAGCCGCCUCACGAGGCCUAAAUGUUAACAUUAACAAUGGCAACAAAGGGAAGAAAUCGAAAGGCAACAAGGGUAGAAAGAAAGACAGUGCCAUCAAGAGUCGUUCUUCGGGGGAAAAUCGUGUUGAAACCACCCAGUCGUGUCGAAUCUGACUCGCCGUGCACAUGAUUCCGCUCGAAUAUAAAACAUGAAGUUGUUUUUUUGUAGUGGCAACAAAACUGUUACUGUUAUUUGACGAUACUAUCUUGCUGUCGAGCGAAAAGUGGAGUUGAAUGACCAGGCUUGGUUGGAUAGAUCCCAGGCUAGUGACAGAAAUUGUGGAUAGCAUGUUAUUAAAAAAUAAGCCAAAAUGUUCAUGCAAGAAAGAAAAUGAUAUUCAGAAACCACGUUCAAUCAAAGGGGAUUUAUGAAACAGAAUUGUUUGAGAAAAUGACAGGAGCCAUAAUAAUAAAGAUAAAUAACCUAUUCUCGCCCCUCUAGGUAAAUAUUUGAAUGUAGAUGUGCCUUCACGCACACCCC
Molecule: messenger RNA, 3631 nt
Organism: Aplysia californica (California sea hare)
Lineage: Eukaryota; Metazoa; Mollusca; Gastropoda; Aplysiida; Aplysiidae
Exons: 5
Coding region: 283-3264 (993 amino acids)
Source: RefSeq, a predicted model, not a curated record